Sebastes umbrosus (honeycomb rockfish) is the source of this 3904-nucleotide messenger RNA. Its product is annotated as lysosome membrane protein 2-like. Gene Ontology annotation, molecular function: scavenger receptor activity. The transcript is spliced from 13 exons. The record is from RefSeq and is a predicted model, not a curated record. Gene Ontology annotation, biological process: protein targeting to lysosome; receptor-mediated endocytosis. Bases 216 to 1778 code for a protein of 520 amino acids. Gene Ontology annotation, cellular component: cytoplasm; lysosome; membrane. NCBI's taxonomy places the organism in Eukaryota, Metazoa, Chordata, Actinopteri, Perciformes, Sebastidae.
UUUAUGUCAUUGAAUGCGCCUUUAGGUCGCCACUUCAAGGCUGUUUUCGGGGUGACCUCGUGGUUGUCAAAGUGAACCGCUUCAUUAUUAACCACCAAAGUAAACAAGACUUCUUCUCUGCAGUCAGGAGAACUUUCUCUGAGCUGUGUAGGAAACUUAGUGGUCUAACGUAUAACGGGAUAUUAAGGUCUCCUCCUUCUGCAGCACCUGCAAACAUGACACGGAGGUCCUGUGCAAUCUAUGCGGUCGGGAUCCUCUGCGCCACCCUGCUGGUCGUCGGCAUUGGUUUAUUUGUGGGUCAAGUUUUCCGCAGUUUAAUGCACAACCGCCUCAAAAAGGAGAUUGUUUUGGUCGAGGGCAGCCGUGUGUUUGAGUCAUGGAAAAGCCCUCCCCCUCCCGUCUACAUGGAGUAUUUUUUCUUCAAUGUGACCAAUCUGGACGCAUUCCUUCUAGGGGCCAAGCCAGAGGUCAUGCAGGUUGGACCCUACACAUACAGGGAGUACAGGUAUAAGGAGAAUGUGACAAUGGGGGAAAACGACAAGACGGUGUCCGCAUACAACACCAAAAGCUUUGUGUUCAUGAGAGAGAAGUCUGUGGGUGACCCAGCUGAGGAUAGCAUCACCACUGUCAACAUCCCUGCUUGGGCCGUAAUGGAAAAGGUGAAGGGGACUUUCUUUAGGGCCUCCAUGGUGACAUUUUGGAUGAGUAGUCUCGGGAGCGGUCUCUUCACUACUCGAACUGUGGAUGAAUUGCUGUGGGGCUACGAAGAUCCCUUGCUGGUCCGCGCCAAGCAAGGGAAUCCUGAAGUGGAGACGGUCUUUGGCCUCAUGUACAAGAAAAAUGGAAGUAACGACGGGGAAUUUGUCUACCACACUGGGAAGCAGAACUACAUGGAUUAUGGCCGUGUCGCAACAUGGAAAGGCGAAAGCAAGCUGACAUUCUGGAAGACUAACCAAAGCAACAGCAUCAAUGGAUCUGAUGGAAGUGCUUUCCAUCCCCUGCUGAACAAGGACGAACGCAUUUACAUCUUCACUCCAGACCUCUGCAGGUCGAUCCACAUGGAGUUUGAGAAAGAGGUAGAGGUGAAAGGAAUCCCAGCCUACCGCUUCACACCACCGCGCUCUGUCUUUGCCAGCAAAGAGGAGAACCCAGCCAACGAGGGUUUUUGCGUCACCCCAAAAGAGUGCCUGGGAACUGGCCUUCUUAAAGUCAGCCCCUGUCGGAAAGGUGCCCCAGUGGUCGCCUCCUUCCCACAUUUUUACCUGGGAGAGGACAAAUAUGCGGCUGCCAUUGAAGGAAUGUCUCCUCAAAGAGAGCACCACCAAACGUUCCUAGACCUUAACCCGACCACUGGAGUGAUUGUACGUGCAAACAAGAGAGCACAGAUAAACAUCUUGAUCGGCAAACUCUCUGGAUUCCCGAAUACUAGAGGCCUGAAUGACACAAUCUUUCCCGUCAUGUUCAUCAACGAGAGUGUGGUGAUUGAUGAUGCGUCUGCAGCAAGAGUACACAAGCUGCUGAUGAUUUCCACUACAGUGUCCAACUUCCCGCUCAUUAUUGUGGGACUUGGCGCCAUUAUGCUCGCAGUCCUCAUCAUCCUUCUGGUCAAGGCCCGCAAACAGACGAAUGAAGUUAAACGCACUGUGUUUACCAAGCCUCUCUAUUCUACCACCGCUGAAGAGGACGCCUCUUACUCUCCAGUCAGUGCCAUGGAAAAGGAAGAUCCUCAAAAUGGAACCUAUAUUGGUUUGACACCUAAAGGGGACCCACAAGCUUGAGGAGGGAGGGAGGGAAUGGUCAGACGGGGGCUAAAUACAUCAACAACCCUCAGAAUUAUAAAUAGGGAUUUGGGUUUUCAGGAGAGAGAUAGAGAAGAAUUGUCAAUAUCUCCUUUAUGAUUGGAAAUCUUCGGGGGUCAAGGGGUCGAUGAGGGGAACAUGUUUUUAGUCUCGAACAUACUGUACUGUAUGUUCUUAAUUUUAGCCUUGGAGAGCUACCUAAAGUCCAGGUCUACUCCCCAGAAAAAGUUUGACAUUCAUUCGAAAACAGUGUGUCGAGGGCUACUUUGCUGUUUGGUCAAAUCAGUUGCUGAAAGCUACGAUUCUCUAAUGAGUAGAGAUGGAGAUUGCACUUUGUGGUGGUCCUAAACAAGCAAAACACACCCUUUAUAAUCCUUUUAGUGCUGUGGCCUCACCUCAUUCUCUGUUUGCCUAGAUUGUGCCUUCGGAUUGUAGCGACUGACGGGGCAUAGAGGGUGAUUUGGGACCAUAAAGUCCAUAAAAUGUGAGUUUUUUUAGAUAUACGCCACUCUCAGGGGGCCUCUGCUUAGAUACUAUCGAACACUAUUAAAGAAGAGGAGAGAAGCAAAAACAUACGGCAUGUCUACUCUUUGUGAAGACUUUUAAAUCAAUUCAGUAUUAUACUAUGUUUCUUUCGCAUUUCAAACUAAAUGUUACAUAACCUUUUCAUGGCUUAUUAUUGUUUUCUAUUCAUGCACUGUAUUUAGAGGGAUAUCUGUGAACAUCAUUAGCACCGCACCGGAGAAACCGUCAGAGUAUAUUUUUGUAUAUAUACAGUGUAAGGUGUGUUGAACUGUUUACAUUCCUCUCAGUGUGUGAUUGGAAUGAAUAGCAGACAAAACACUGUAUAUUUUGGAUAUUUUAAUUUUUGUAAAAUAAGAAAUCCUCAUUUUUUUUUUUGUAAAUGUUAAUGUAGAAAUGUUUGAAUGAGGAACAUGCUAAGUUAGAGCUUCACAGCUGUCUUCUAUAAUGAGUGACACCUUUAUCGGCUGACUAAAGCCCUGAAUAUGACAAACAAUGAUUCAUAAAGUGCUGAAUUUGUAUGUUGACAGUAUUUCUGCCCUGUAUAACUGCUUACAUUAACUAACCACUAUAUCAAAAUGUAAUUCAGCUUAUUAUCAUUUCAAAAUGUGCUUUUUGAUGCUGUUGUUGAAGGCCUUAUUAGCAUUGUUGGUGCUGAAUAUAAUAGUUUGUGAAAGACUUAAUGUCAGGUGUCCAGCCGCCGCAACUCAAAACUCAUGAAGGUUCAAUAUGAAGAAACGCUGAAGUUGUGCCUUGAAAAGAAUCAAUGUUACUGAAGUUGUUUUGCCUUUCAUAGUUUUCACAUAUUUUGUGAAAAUAACGCCAUGUCACACCAACAAAUCUACUCUCAAGGGCAUAUCGUUUUCUUCCAGAUACCAAACAAAACUGAGCAUGAAACUGCUAGAAGUUUUCGACUUGCUGGCAGGGUCAAAGUGCACUUUCUCACUCAACGCUGGUGAAAAUAUUUGAUUUCAGGUGCCAUUUAAUGUGAUAUAGAACAUGCUGCAGCAUUACUACAUUUGAACUGUGUUGAGCCCAGCUUUUAUUCUUAGUUGCAUUUUAAGGAUGAAUGAGUUACUUCAUGCCGCGCCAUCAUUACAUGCACUGUAAUAAUCAGCAAUAAAUACACUAUAUCAGACACUAGCAAAGGAGCUGUAACAAGUUUAGAGAUUUCUGCGUCCUCAUUUGAUUUUACUAUUUGUGUUUGAUGUAAUCAGUUGUGUACAAUAAGAAAACCUAAUGAAAAUAGAAGAAAUGCAUAAUGUAGUUUCAUCAUGAAUUCAUGAGAGGGUGAAUGAAUGGAUAAAGCAAUCUUUUUUUUUUCAUGCAAAAGAUACAGUAUUACACAAUGCUAGUGUUGUGGUUAAAAAGAAUAAAUUAUUUUGUUGCGUUGGUAAAACCAAAACACAGAAAGCACCAUAUGGACUGCACACUGGGCUACGUAUACUUUGAUAAAAGAUUGUAUACUUUCUGAAAUGAUCGUUACUGCUAUAACCACUUCUAAUUGUCAGCUUGUUUUGAAACGCUGCCUGUUAGUACUGUUUUUACUGUGUACACAAUAAAUAAAAAGUAGUUUCAAUAAA